GUGAUGUCAGGGCUAGCUGGGUUGAAUGCAUCCGUACUUCCUGUAUAGCAGAGCAGGCUUGGCUAAAUACCAACGGGCUUCUCUCCUCCUGACCUAGCGAGCUGCUGCUGCUGCUGCGGGACGAGGAGGAGGAGGAGGAUUGUCAGCCCGCGAUCGCGCGCGUCUCCCCUUCGGAACGUGGCUUGGCAUCUCCAGCCGGGGAGAGCUGCAUGUGGGCCAGCGAAGCCCGCGGGAGACCAUGGCAGUCCUCAAACUGACCGACCAGCCACCGCUGGUCCAAGCAAUUUUCAACGGCGAUCCUGAUGAGAUACGUGUACUAAUCUACAAAACUGAAGAUGUUAAUGCUUUGGACACGGAGAAGCGCACCCCGCUUCACGUUGCUGCUUUCUUGGGAGAUGCAGAGAUUAUUGAGCUCCUUAUCUUGUCCGGAGCCCGUGUCAAUGCAAAGGACAACAUGUGGCUGACUCCUCUCCAUCGAGCUGUUGCUUCAAGGAGUGAAGAAGCCGUACAAGUAUUGAUUAAGCAUUCAGCUGACGUCAAUGCCAGAGACAAGAACUGGCAGACACCCCUACAUGUCGCAGCUGCAAAUAAAGCUGUGAAGUGUGCCGAAGUGAUAAUUCCCCUUCUGAGUAGUGUCAAUGUCUCGGACAGAGGAGGUCGGACAGCAUUACACCAUGCAGCUCUGAAUGGCCAUGUUGAAAUGGUGAGUUUACUUUUGGCUAAAGGGGCAAAUAUUAAUGCCUUCGACAAAAGGGACCGAAGAGCUUUACACUGGGCAGCAUACAAGGGCCACUUGGAAGUUGUUUCAUUAUUGAUCAGUCAUGGGGCUGAAGUGACAUGUAAAGAUAAGAAAGGUUACACUCCACUUCAUGCUGCUGCAUCCAGUGGCCAGAUCGGCAUAGUGAAACACUUGCUCAAUCUUGGUGUGGAGAUUGAUGAAAUGAACAUCUAUGGAAAUACUGCCCUUCAUAUAGCUUGUUAUAAUGGGCAGGAUUCUGUGGCUAAUGAGCUGAUAGACUACGGAGCUAACGUCAAUCAACCUAAUAACAGUGGAUUCACUCCCCUCCAUUUUGCUGCUGCUUCAACUCACGGGGCCCUUUGUCUGGAACUACUUGUGAAUAAUGGGGCAGAUGUAAACAUUCAGAGUAAAGACGGGAAAAGCCCCCUGCAUAUGACAGCUGUCCAUGGGAGGUUUACACGGUCACAAACUCUCAUUCAGAAUGGAGGUGAAAUUGACUGUGUUGAUAAGGAUGGCAACACUCCCCUCCAUGUGGCUGCAAGAUACGGGCAUGAACUUUUGAUUAAUACCUUAAUAACCAGCGGAGCUGAUGCGGCCAAAUGUGGCAUCCAUCGCAUGUUUCCUUUACACUUGGCAGCACUUAAUGCGCAUGCUGACUGCUGUAGGAAGUUGCUUUCAUCAGGACAAAAGUAUAGCAUAGUGUCCUUGUUUAGUAAUGAGCACGUGCUGUCUGCAGGCUUUGAUAUAGACACCCCAGAUAAAUUUGGAAGGACGUGCCUCCACGCUGCUGCUGCAGGAGGCAAUGUUGAGUGUGUGAAACUCUUGCAGAGCAGUGGAGCAGAUGUAAAUAAAAAAGACAAAUAUGGAAGGACACCUUUGCACUAUGCAGCUGCAAAUUGUCAUUUUCAAUGUAUUGAGAUGCUGGUAACCGCGGGGGCCAAUAUUAAUGAAACUGAUGACUGGGGACGAACAGCUUUACAUUAUGCUGCAGCCUCAGACAUGGACAGAAAAAAGAAUAUUUUGGGUAACUCCCAUGAAAACUCUGAAGAAAUUGAGAGAUCCAAUGAAAAGAAAGAAAAAGAAGCUGCAUUGUGUCUAGAAUUUCUUCUUCAAAAUGAAGCAAACCCUUCAAUCCAAGAUAGAGAUGGCUAUAAUACAGUGCAUUACGCUGCUGCUUAUGGACACAGGCAGUGUUUAGAACUGCUUCUGGAGAAAACAAACAACUUUUUUGAGGAAUCAGAUUCAAUAUCAGCAAGAAGUCCUUUGCAUUUAGCUGCCUAUAAUGGUCACCAUGAAGCAUUAGAAGUGCUGCUUCAGUCACUAGUAGAUCUGGAUAUUAGAGAUGAAAAAGGGCGUACUGCCUUGGACCUUGCUGCAUUUAAAGGACAUAUGGAAUGUGUUGAAGCGCUCAUCAACCAGGGUGCUUCUGUCACAGUGAAAGAUAAUGUCACACAACGGACCCCACUCCAUGCCUCAGUCAUCAAUGGGCAUACAUCAUGUCUACGGCUUUUAUUAGAAGUAACAGAUAACCCUGACGUAGUGGAUGCCAAAGGACAGACUCCACUGAUGCUAGCUGUGGCUUAUGGGCACAUAGACGCUGUUUCUUUGUUACUUGAAAAAGAGGCAUCUGUUGAUGCAGCUGAUAUCCUGGGAUGUACUGCUUUACAUCGAGGGAUUAUGACAGGGCAUGAGGAAUGCAUUCAAAUGCUGUUGGAACAAGAAGUAUUAAUUCUGUGUAAGGAUGCCAGAGGCAGGACCCCUCUCCAUUAUGCAGCAGCUCGCGGUCAUGCCACAUGGCUGAGUGAAUUAAUGCAGUUGGCACUUUCGGAAGACUACAAUUUUAAAGAUAAUCAGAAUUAUACACCAUUGCACUGGGCUUCUUAUAACGGAAAUGAAAACUGUAUAGAGGUACUGUUGGAACACAAAGCUUUUCGCAACUUUCAUGGAAACACGUUUUCUCCAUUGCACUGUGCGGUAAUAAAUGAUCAUGAAAACUGUGCUUCACUACUCAUUGGGGCAUUUGGUGGUGGCAUUGUUAAUUGCAAAGAUGAAAAAGGAAGGACUCCACUCCAUGCAGCAGCCUUUGCUGAUCACGUGGAAUGCUUGCAGCUACUUUUAAGUCACAAUGCACAAGUAAAUGCGGCAGAUAAUUCAGGGAAAACUCCACUUACCAUCGCUGCUGAAAAGGGCCAUAUAGGGACUGUAGAUUUUUUGGUGAACAGUGCUAAGGCUGAUCUAACCUUGAUGGAUAAUGACUUGAAUACAUCAUUGCACUUGGCUAGCAGUAAAGGUCAUGAAAAAUGUGCCUUGUUGAUACUUGACAAGAUACAAGAACCGAGCCUUAUUAAUGCAAAAAACAAUGCAUUGCAAACACCUCUUCAUAUUGCUGCACAGAAUGGCUUGAAGAUGGUAGUUGAGGAAUUGUUAGCAAAGGGGGCAUGUGUACAGGCAGUAGAUGAAAAUGGUCAUACACCAGCCCUGGCUUGCGCUCCUAACAAAGACGUGGCUGACUGCCUGGCACUCAUUUUGGCUACCAUGAUGCCUUUUUCUCCUUCCAGUACACUGACGCCGCUCAACUUCGUUUCUUUUAAAAAAGACCACUUGAGUAGGACUCUUCUCUGCAAUAGCUCCAAUAUGAGCAACACUCUUAACUCAUAUAGUAAAACCUUAAUGAAUGAUGAAGGAGCAGAAAAUGGAUACAAUGACAAUGAUUCCGAUUCCGAAACCUUUUGACUUUUUAACAUUCAGUGCCCCUUCCUUGAUUGCAUUUGCAUUUAAUCUGAAAUUUUCUUUAGAAACACCUGGAUUUCACCUCACCUUCAUUUAUGAAUUGAGAACAGCAAAGACUAAAAUUUGCAAUUAAAUAGAGCCUUUUAGAAAAUUUAAGUAUUUUUUUGUUUUUGUUUUAGUGCACUCUAGUUAAUGUUUUGCUUCCAGCACUACUGUGCUUUCCAUAAAUUCUAAGGGCUCCUCUGGAAGUCUCUACCUCCUAUUAUAUGCAGAAAAAAGAAGCUGCCUUUUUCUGUUUUGACAGCACAAGUAAACAGGGAACUGUUAUGUCUAUAUUAAUAUGUUAGCUAUAUUAAACUGCUGAUAUAAAGUCAUUAUUCAAGUAGGGUGCUUCUGGAUUGUCAGAAGACCUUCCCAUAUCUAGUAUUUCUUGUAUAGAUGUAUAGUCUUCAUUUUUAGGUACUUUUGUUAUAAAAACCAAAGGUAAAGCCACAUAGUUUGAUUUGGGUUUGAACAAAUACUGCCAACACCACCAUUUUCUGUGGCAAUCCAGACUUCUAAAUUCAUCACAGUAAUACCCAAUAGGUGUUUUAAAACAAUAGGUAUGUGCUGCUUCCAUUUGCAAUUUAAAAUCAUUAGGAUCAAAUCUUGUUUGCCUCAUCACAACAUACCCACCUGCGGCUGCAGCAAAGAGAUUAUUGUAAAGGCAGAUGAGAUUUGCCUUAUUUUUGUUACCAUUCAGCACAAGCAUGCAUGCUUUAUUUGCACUCUCCAAGUACGGAUCCUUGGGAACUUGUCUUACCUGUGCUGUCUAGCAAUUAUUUGUUUUAGGAAAAAAACCAAUUCUAAAUAUAAUGCCUAAUGCACCUAAAUGUUUCACCCUGCUCAUUUGAAUUGACUUUUUGUUAUCUUUAUGUGUAAUGUGAUUUUUAUCAUACGCAUUGUCUGACUUUUUUUGGGAAGUAUACAACGAUUACAGUCCUUCAUAUUUAUCAUUGCUGUGCUAAGAUGCAAACAGGAGACAAAACCAAAACAUGAAGUGGAAAAGUUAAGUAAUCAUACAGAAGGGAACUGUACUAAACAGUCCUGCUGGCAUCAAUUUACUUUUUAAACAUUUGCAUUAUGAAUAUCUACUCCUUCUGCCAAAGCUUCUAGGUCAAACGGACCCUUUUCCUCGCCCGAGAAAGGUGUACAGAAAGAAGAGUGAGACUCUUAAAAUAUAAAGAACUAACCAGCUAUACCAUGAGGACCAAAAGGCUUCAGAAGACUUUAUUAUUUUUUUAAUAAUGCAAGAGGGGGGAAAAAAAUCAAGUAACUUUUCUAAUCACCAAUGCACAAAUAGUGUUUUCUGUAAUUAAGAGUCUUGGGUUAUUUCUAGUAGAUACUUUGACAUUUGUAACCAAUGAUGAUGAUGUGUUGAUCACAGUUUAUUUUUCCAGACUAGUGUUCGUACUUGUAAUGUUAAAUGUGUUUAUAUUUAUUUGAAAUGAAACAAGUGCCCAGAAAAAAUUGACCAUGGUUUGUCCUCCUUCUUAAUUCUAUAAUGUGUUACUAGCUAUGAAUUUAAGCAAAUUUAGUAUGCUGGGUUUGAUGGAACAAAUGCACAGAGUUAUCAUUUUCAGCUCUUAUGCAGCCAGCUGGGAAUAGUUUCAUGCAUAUUUUGUCAAAUGCAGUGGAGGCGUACAUUGCAUACUAUUUGUUGGCAGAGCAGAGGAAAACAUAUAAAGGAAAGAAAAAUGUGUGAUUUAGUCUUUAAAAGGAUGGUGGUGAAAAUUUGUCAAUGUUCUAAAGGAGAAUUGUGGAAUCAAGAGGGAUGUGUCGUUCCUUGUUUACGGAAGCAAAAUACUUUAAAAAAAAAACCUGAAACAGAACAGAUAGUAGACUAUCUGCUGCUUUAUUAUCUAUUCUACACAGAUAUUUGAAAUAAUUUAACAUAACCACUCAUUGCUAUAUAUCAAAGUAUGUUAAAGACAGAAUAUGUGAAUUUAUUCUUGGAUGAUCAGUAAAGCGUAACGAAGUUUCUCUUUGCUUCUAUAAACAAGAUUUGCCGGGAAAGCUUCCACCUUGAGACUGCAUCUUCAUCUAAGUCAAAUGUAUUUUCAUUCUGGGCUAUACAUUGCAAAAAAAUAGAAACCAGACAUCUUGCAUUGUAAUGGACGUUAUGAAACAUUUCCAAUUUGAAACAACUGUUUCUGCACAAUAUUGUGCUGAUUUCACUGAAACUGUUCUGUACGGCACUGUACCAGUAUUUGAAGAAGGGUUACAAAUUCAAAAUGCUUUGCACAUAUCUAAAAUGUAAUCCUCGUAGGGGACGCUUUAUUCUCAGACAGGUGACAAUGUUCCUCAGUUUUCAGCCAUUUUGUAGUUGCACUCGCAAACAAAAAUGCCUUUAAUGAAAAGGUACCACUAACACUGACUGAAACUCUCAGUUGUUCCUUUUUUUAACUCCCAGCCAGUGUAUUGAGAGGAAAAAUUCCCAGCAAAAUACCAAAAGAAAAACUAGGAUCAGAAAUAUCCCCAUGAAUCAAUUGAACUUUCUGCCACAUGACUGAUAUUUUUUGUCCCAACUACUGAUUAACAUAUCAGAAAUUAAAUUUCUUCCCUCUUUUGAAAAUCAUGGAAGACUCCAAAAGAACUUUUGGCUGAAUGGACUAUAUUUAUCUAUCUUUACUAUAUUAAGAAUUAAAAUUGACACUCUUGCUUCUCAUGAUUGUUGAUGGGAUUUUAAUACUGUAUUAUUUUUCAAUCUAGGUGGGCAAAUAAUUUUGAUUUUAUAGACUUGAGGGGACACCCCCCCUCAAGGGUCCUAAGACCACACUUUAAUAAAUUCUGAUAUAGAAGAACCUAGAGGUUUCAUGCAUUGGACCAACACUCUAUAAUUUCACAUUAUGAUUUUUAUUAGGUAGCAGAGCUCAGCUGUAGCCCCAGAGAAUUCCCUAAUUUUCCACUUUUCACACUAGAGCUUGGGGACAGGCUGUAUUCUUGUGGGUGGGAACUCUCACCUCACAUUUUCCCAUAACUCCUAAGCUUCCAUAGCACUAUCAUAUCAUGUCCUUUUGCCAGGCUUUAGUGUUGUAGAAAUGUGGCUUUGCAACUCCAGCUAUAAGGCCUUACAUUCUUGUGUAUGUUUUUUUUUCACUGUCUCUCAUUUUUUCUCUUUUUCUGCUUUUCUAGAAAAGGAAAGCAUGGAAGGAAAUUGAGGAGGUGGGGCACAAUCUGAAUGUCAUUUUUGGUACUUUCCUGUUGAUCCAUUAGAAAGAAAGUUAAUCAACUCAUGUGGGGUUUUCAGCAGCUGAGGUCAGGACUAUAACAGGUUGAUGCCGAAUAAUUCUGAGUUUAUAGAAUGGCAACAGUGGUUGCAUGGAGAUGCCCUCAUAGUUGUGAGUCAUCUGGAGCCUACUUAUCAUCUAUUAACAAUAGUUUGCUGUUAUGUUUUUUUUUCCAAAAAAGAAAAGCAGUGCAUUUGAUUAUAAUGGUAUAGCUAUGAAGGAAGACAUGAAAUAAACAGAAUGACCAAAAAUAAAAAAAGGAUCACCAAACAGUCAGGGAAAUCAAACUACACUUACAAAUCUAUAAGUUUUCUUUCUUAGUACUGUAAUGUUUUAUAGCUGAAGUGAGUUCUCUACAACAGUACUAAAUAUUAUUAAACAUCACUUGAAACAAAACAAAAAUGUUCCAUGUAGAAUUGAGUAAAAAGUCUCAUUUUCUUCUUCCUUCUUCUUGGCUGAUCAUAUCAAGUUAGUCACCAAUAAAUACACACAUACACACACCACCGCAGCCUCCACAAAACAUCAGGAGGGUAGGGGGGAAAGUAAAUUUGGGGAACAGAGGUCAAAGGACAAUCUACCACACAAACAGAAAUCUUCUACAGCAUUGGAAUCAUUCACAGUACAAUAAUCUCCUCACCCAAAUAAUUUGAUAGUGACUUCUAUAAAUACAUUUUUCAACACUUUAUGCUAAAAUCCUCUGCACAGCUAUAUAGAAAUAUAAUAGAAUAUAGUUCUGAGUUCCUCAGUUUAGACUACAUUAUGCCUUUCUGUCCUAUCAACAAUCCCAGCCUACUGCCUUGAAAAGACAAUAUGGCUAAAAUCCCCGGCUAUACAAUCUUUUGAACUUAAAAUAAUUUAUUUCUGAAUAGACCUAUAUUCAUUUGUAGGGCCAUCUUUUCCAAAUAUAUGCUUAUCUAUCUCUUUUAUAUGUAUUACUUUCAUGUAAAAGAGUAAUAAAACCAUCUUAAUUAAAAUGGGAAAUUUGCAGUUAGUGUCACUGGACUAUGGAUUCCAUUCCAAUCGCUUUCUUCUCUAAAUGGCAAUACGGUUUAGUAGCAGAUAAGGUACUGUAUUUUAACGAUAGUAAUAAAUGUCAGUUAUGGCCUGUUUUGAUUUGUUUGAUUAGCUUUUGUCAAAAGAUAAGCACUCUAUUCUACUGACAUCCGUGGUGUUGAUUUGAUAAAGAUUGAGAAGCAUGAUCUAGAAGGUGAGUAAUAACGCAUGCACUUCUCUAUAGUUAUGGUUCUCUGUUAGCAGCUUGUUCUCCAUUCAUGUGAAACUUCAGCUGCCAGGUUACAAUGCAUGGCACUUACCCCCUUGCUGAUCUGUAUUGUUUCAAGUGUUAAGAUAAACUAGCUCAGGGGAUAUCUGUAUCACUACUAAAAGGGCACCAUGUUGUGUUUUGGUACUAUUAUAGCAAACCUUUGUAUUUAACUAUGAAUUGAGUAAAUUCAAUUUCUUGUCUUCUCUGUUUAGAAACUUGAUAAUGCACCUGAGUUUCCUAAUGUAAGAAACUUUUAGAGUGCCUUUUUAUAUUUGUGUAUGCUGGAUAUCUACUAUUGUGAACAUGUUUUUCCUUCAUUUGAGUCAUACUGAAGCAAUAUAAUACCUAUAUGUUUUCGUUUCAAAGCUUUAUGACUUUGUCGUUUUUUUAAAAAAAACAUUUGCGUUGACAUAAAAUUAAUAUGCUAAAUUUGUAUAGGAAUUUAUACAUUUUCUUAUUACACAAAGCAAACCUUAAGUCAGUGUUAUUGAGAAGGAUGUUUUAAAAUGGUGACAAUCUUGGGUGUGUAUUAAAUGCAACUAUCCGUGUUUGUAAUGCAGUGACAUACAUUUUAAAAAGCCAAUAUCUAAUGUUUUGUAGUUUUGUCUGUAUAUUUUAUGCUUUUAGCAUGUGCAAUAUAUCUUUACAAACCAUGGUGUCAUGCAUCUGGUGCCAGUGUUACAUUUUGUAUGAAAUAUUUGUAAUAAACAGUAUGAAAUAUU
This is a messenger RNA of Thamnophis elegans (Western terrestrial garter snake), 8724 nucleotides long. It is a transcript of the gene ANKRD44, whose product is annotated as ankyrin repeat domain 44. NCBI's taxonomy places the organism in Eukaryota, Metazoa, Chordata, Lepidosauria, Squamata, Natricidae. Bases 239 to 3472 code for a protein of 1077 amino acids. Gene Ontology annotation, molecular function: protein binding. The transcript is spliced from 28 exons. The record is from RefSeq and is a predicted model, not a curated record.